AAUCGAUCUCACGCCACCGUCCGAUUCAUUUGCUUUUUGUCAGUGGCCGGUCCGUUGCCGCGUCUGUCUCGCUCGCGUAUUCGUCUACCGGGGAGAAGAUGAGCGGCGCUGCCAUGGGAGGGAGGCAGAUGGGUCGAACGGGCAACAGCCACCACCAGCGUCGGUACUCGUCGGAUCAGGUGGAGUAUUCUAGGUUGUUGAGCAUGCAAAGGGGAAUUAGCGGGGAGUUCCCGGUGCCGGUUGAGCCGUCGGCGCGGCGCUUAAGUUCGCAGUCGUCCAGCCAGAGGCAACACCGGGAGGACGUGUACUUAAACGGGCAUAGCCCGGGGCCUUUGGAUCUCCACUCGAUUGGCACUGAGCUUCUCCCUCAGAUGGAAAUUGCUGAAUUAUUACCUUCAAGUAGGAAUCCUUUACCAUUGCAGAACAAUCUUAUGAAAAGUCUUUCAGCUGAUAAAGAGAAGAUGAGUUCUGUAGCCAAAAUCAAAGUAGUGGUAAGAAAGAGACCACUGAACAAAAAGGAAAUAGCAAAGAAAGAGGAAGACAUUAUCACAAUUGAUUCAGGUUCCAGUUCUCUGACAGUUCAUGAGAUGAAACUCAAGGUUGACCUCACAGAGUACCUUGAGAAGCAUGAAUUUGUGUUUGACACUGUGCUGGAUGAAGAUGUCUCAAAUGAUGAAGUAUAUCAGGAAACUGUGGAGCCGAUUGUUCCUGCUAUAUUCCAGCGUACAAAAGCAACUUGCUUUGCCUAUGGUCAAACAGGUAGUGGAAAGACAUACACUAUGCAACCAUUGCCACUCAAAGCAUCUCAAGAUAUUCUGAGACUAAUGCAUCACACAUACAAAUAUCAAGGUUUUCAACUGUAUGUGAGUUUCUUUGAGAUAUUUGGAGGAAAGCUCUUUGAUUUACUAAAUGAUCGGAGGAAACUUUGCAUGAGAGAGGAUGGUAAACAACAAGUUUGCAUUGUGGGUUUGCAAGAGUUUAGAGUAUCAAAUGUUGAUAGCAUCAGGGAACUCAUUGAAAAAGGGAAUGCAACGAGAAGUACAGGCACAACUGGUGCAAAUGAGGAGUCAUCACGUUCUCAUGCUAUACUUCAGCUAGCUAUUAAGAGGUCAGUGGUUGGUAGGGAAUCAAAACCAGCUCGAAUAGUUGGCAAGCUCUCUUUCAUAGACCUUGCUGGAAGCGAAAGAGGUGCCGAUACUACUGACAAUGAUAAGCAAACAAGGAUUGAAGGUGCUGAGAUCAAUAAAAGUUUGCUUGCUUUAAAGGAAUGCAUUAGAGCACUUGACAACGAUCAGGUUCACAUUCCAUUCAGAGGGAGUAAACUGACCGAAGUUCUCAGGGAUUCAUUUGUUGGUGACUCCCGCACCGUAAUGAUUUCAUGUAUUUCCCCAAAUUCUGGUUCAUGCGAACACACAUUGAACACCCUCAGAUAUGCAGACAGGUUAGGCAUUGAUUUGAUUCUCAUUUAUGCUAUGGUAAUAACUUGUACAGGGAGAACAGCGCUACACCCAUGUAGAACUACUCAUGCCAGAGUGAAGAGCCUCUCUAAGGGAAACAACAAGAAGGAUCUCCUGUUGGCAACCACAAAUCUGAGAGACUCAACCAUGGGCCAAUUAUCUUCUGUAUUACCUGCUUUCUCUGACCUCGAUAAUAAGGGCAUUGACAUUUCCAGCGAGACCCACCCGUCUCAUUGGUCCAAGCAAUUUGCAAAAGAGUCAUCUUUGCAAUAUAAUUUAGACCAUGUUCCUGGUGGGAGAGACGAGGGGCAUGUAACUUCUGAAUAUUCUAAGCAUUCAAGGGUAAGCAGUAGAGGUUCAUCAACUGUGGGAGUGUUAGAUUCCUCUGUGAAUGUAUAUGAGCAAGCUAUACCAUCUCGGAAGGAACGCAAGGCAGAUGCACAUCCACAGUUGGCUGUGGAUAAUAAUACGAGAAUUGAUUCCCAUGUGAAACAGAAAUAUAUGCACAAAGGAGGUGUAGAUGAUUUUGGCUCAGAUGAUGAUUUAAAUGCUCUCUUGCAGGAAGAGGAGGAUCUUAUUGUGGCCCAUCGGAGAAAACUGGAGGAUACAAUCAAUAUUGUUACAGAGGAGAUGAACCUGUUAGAUGAAGCGGAGCAACCUGGUAAUCAACUAGAUGAGUACGUCUCCAGAUUGAAUGCCAUUCUCUCCAAGAAGGCAGCUGGAAUUGUAAGUUUGCAGGCCCAAUUAGCUCAUUUUCGCCGGCCUCUGGCUGAGCAGAAUGUUCUUGUUUCCUAAUCAGCAUUUUGCCAAAAUUGGUCGAACACACAAGAUCAUAUAAAGAUUAUGAGGUACAGAUUAAGCCAUAAAUAGCUGUCGUAAUCACCACAUGAUACAGCAGCUGGCUUUGAGAUGAUAUCUAUCUUUCUUUUUUGAAUGGAUGUAAGAUCUUACUGUUCUAGCUAGAAAUGCCAGAGCAUAGAAGCUGCGAUGGAUACAGCUAGUCCUUUAAAUUCAGUAUGUAGCUUGCAACUUGGUGGAGAUAAUUUAUUGUUUCAAACUCUUACAAAAUAAUUUUAAGCUAAUUUACUC
This is a messenger RNA of Musa acuminata AAA Group (dessert banana), 2546 nucleotides long. RefSeq names its product kinesin-like protein KIN-13B. NCBI's taxonomy places the organism in Eukaryota, Viridiplantae, Streptophyta, Magnoliopsida, Zingiberales, Musaceae. Gene Ontology annotation, molecular function: microtubule motor activity; microtubule binding; ATP binding. The transcript has 12 exons. The record is from RefSeq and is a predicted model, not a curated record. Gene Ontology annotation, cellular component: microtubule. The coding region runs from base 99 to 2252 and encodes 717 amino acids. Gene Ontology annotation, biological process: microtubule-based movement; microtubule depolymerization.